This is a messenger RNA of Columba livia (rock pigeon), 2909 nucleotides long. It is a transcript of the gene CD244, whose product is annotated as CD244 molecule. Bases 562 to 2037 code for a protein of 491 amino acids. The transcript has 13 exons. The record is from RefSeq and is a predicted model, not a curated record. NCBI's taxonomy places the organism in Eukaryota, Metazoa, Chordata, Aves, Columbiformes, Columbidae.
UCUGAACAACCACUGCCAGCACCUGGUCACCCUCACAGUGACUGUUUCCUCGUGUUCAGGCAGGUGUGGGACAGCUCAGUGGCUGAGCAGACAUGGAGCCACAGCUGCUGUUUCCAGGGGGUCUGUCCCCGUCUCAGAGCAAGAGGGGGUGGCAGCGGUGGAGCUGGUGACGCUGCUCUGAGACACAGGGCGUGUGGGAGGAACUGCUGUGGGGCUGGUGUCGCACCAGCAGACCCUCUCCGGCAAGGAACCGCUUUUGGGAGAAGGGAGAGAGAGGCCCGGAGGACAUGGCACUCUCGUGCAGGAGCUGGUGUUGCCUUGCUCUUUUGAGAGAUGUCUCCAGCUGAAACAUAGUUGACGCACAUCCCAUUGCUACAAAAGGCUGGGUGAGAUGCUGAAGUGCCAAAGAUGUUUCCAAAGAGCCACAGGCAUGUUUUACCAUGAAGAUCCUGAGAUAUUCCUUAAAAAGAUCUCUUUGUAGAACUCCAGCAGGCUGCAGCAUGCUUCUGUUUCAGCUUUUCCAUGUGUGUUUGGAAAGAUGGAAGAUAACACAGCACAGCGAUGAUACCAGAGGCCAAGGGAAAACAUAACAGCCUUAUAAAUACAUCCGUCUUCACAAGCUCUAUUUUUCUCCCUGUUCAUUGUCCUUCACAGGCCCGUCCAUCAUGCCCAGAGAGGCCAUCCCAAGAGCAUGUCGCUGCAGGAGCUCAUCCCUCAUGCCGGUUUGAAAGUCUGCAGGGCUUUACCAUGUUAACCUGGCUGCAGGCGACCAUCACAGGCUACCUGUUACUGGUUUUGGAGGGGUCCUUCGCAGUGAAGGAACUCACAGAAAGAAGAGUCGCAGCUGAAGGAUCCUCCGUACUGAUGGACGCGCCAGAUAUCAAGAACGUAAAAUUAACUGAAUGGGAAUAUAUAAGAAACACCACCUCUGAAUUAAUCCUGCAGUACUAUGCGAAUUCCCAGUCUCCGACCAUUUACCCGGCUUACCAAAGUAAAUUGAUUUUCUUUAAGGAGAAUGGCUCGAUUCUCCUGCAGAGGUUACAGGAGACAGACAGCGGCAUCUAUAAAGCAACAGUUGAUCUGAAGCAGGGAGAAGCUAGGACAACCUUCCUUGAAGUUAUCAAGCCUGUGCCCCAGCCUGAGCUCCAGUGCAGAUCAAACCUGGCUGGUUUGCCCAUAGAGCUGGUCUGCAUGGUGCCAGAGGGAAUGGUGGCUUCCAUCACCUGGAAGAAAGAGGGACAACCACUUCCCCCUGAAAAAUGCUCUCUGCUCUCUGGAAACACCACCGUGCUGCAGAUAAGGAGCGGAGAAAAGUCAGACUGUGGCUCCUACUCCUGCAAUGUCAGCAACGUGAUAAGCUGGAAGGAGGCAGCGCUGAACCUGACAGUGACAGGUCUCACACCAAAUCUACACCAUGUGCAGAGAUUGGCCAUCGUUGCCCUGAUGCUCGUCACCUUCUCUGCCAUCAGCUUCAUUUUCGUGCUCUGUCAGCUGAUGGAGCUCAGGUUCGGAAAGGAAGCAUGGAAACAUAUAAUUCUGUUUACCUAUGGACUGCUGUGUAUCUCUUCUCUCCUCCUGUUUGCCACCUCCAUCAUCUGGAUGCAGGAAGAAGGUCUUUCUGUUACCUUCAUCUUGCUUGGGAUGUUCUUCUUCACUGCGGUAAUAGGAACUGCCCAGGCGGCAGCAGCAGUGGUGUGGAAACCUGCAGCUCUCAGCCGCUUCAAAAUGAAAAUGUGGCACUGUGUCAUCCGGAACUCCAUAGCCCCCACAACACUGAUUGUCAACUUGUUGUUCACCACCCUUUUGCUCCACAAUAUCCAGCAGCUCCAUGAGCGAGGCUGCUCAGAGGCUGUUGAUCUGAUGACCAGCUGUGUCUUUGCUGCUGCAGCUGUUGUCACUGCACUGCUGCUGCUCUUCCUAUGCUAUCACGGGAAAAAGCGUAAAGAGCAGAUGAUGAGAAGCCAUCACACCAACAGGAGCACACGAGUCAGGGCCACCAUGCAGGUGAUGGAAGAAAUACACGGACAGAGGGGGUAAACGGUUGUGCCUACUCCAGCCAGGGAGCUGCGUCCACACGCUGUGGGCAGCCGAAGCAAAGUAUCCGUAAGCUCUGCCUCUACCCAAGCACCAGUGAGGCAAGGCUUUGGCAAAAAUCUUGCCAAAAUGCUGCAACCCAAGUCUCCACACAAUAGCUCCAGGUGACAAAUGAUACUCCCUCCCCUGCCACUUCCCCUGCCCUCUAUUUGUAACACCCAGGCUGAGAGAAAACAUGAGCCAUUCGUCUUGUUAUGCUGGUCAUCACCCAAGCCAGGGCAGCUUUUCCAUGAGCCAGAAAUCAUAUCAGACCCCAAGCUGGAGGUUAACCACCCUCACUAACGCUGUCACACCACAUGCCUGAUUUUUUAAUAUGUUAAUGAGUCAACAACAAUAAAAAGAUGUGUAAAUGUCAGUCAAGGGAAAAAGCUGAUGCUCUGGAGUGUUUUGAGGAAUUUGAUCCAGUUGUCUCAAUGUAUUGCUGUAUUAAUUAGCAUAGACAUCUGCAAAAGAGCAGGGGAACUCUCAGUUUUAGUCGCCGGCCUGGUCAAUGUUCUUUUCACUAUAAAAGACACAAGUUCCACACUGCCCAAGCGCUGCCGAGAUGUGCUGCUGCCAGAGCUGCCCUGCCUGUGUUUCUGAAGCUUUAAGCUGCCCCUGGUUUGCUUUCAGCAGAGCUCUGCCUGGCGUUUGGGAAGGAUGACCAGGAAAGGCAGCUCCAUCAGCACCCAUAGGUGCCAUCAUGGUUAAAGCACCCCUGAACUAGAUCAGGAAAAAACAAACAAACAAACAAACAAACAAACAAACAAACAAACUUAUGUUCCUUGUUUCUCCACUUUGUUGUAACCCCUCUAAUAAACGUAUUCAACAUUGGA